AUGAGUAGUUCACGAGCGCCUGAACCGAAUUUGCUAUUUUUUACGGAGAGUAGGCGGCACACGCGGCUGGAGAGUGCAUUCAAAAGCCCCGUAACAACAAUCUGCUUCGGUAAGCUGCGACAAGCGGGGUUAUUGCUAUUUUUUACGGAGAGUAGGCGACACACGCGGCUAGAGAAUGCAUUCAAAAGCCCCGUAACAACAAUCUGCUUCGGGAAGCUGCGACAAGCGGGUGACGAAAUAGCUGCGAUAUCGGCGAAUGGUCAGAUACGUUCCUUUGAUUUCCCGAGGCUGGAUGAUGCGGAUGGUGAGCUCCAAAAACCUCUUCCGUUCUUCGAACAGCUCGUUCUGGCUAAUAUUUGUGUCUCGCACAUUGCCGAUAUCGAUGGUGAUGGAUUGAGCGAGUUGAUUGUCGUCAUGACCGAUCGUUGUGGUAAAUGUUUUUUUUUUCUCAAAAAUUUAUUGUUAUUCGUAUCUGGAACAGCUAUUGAUUCAUUGUCUGAUUUUCCAGCUAUGCAGCUGGCAACUCAUUCUAUUUUUUUAGUUGAUGCUCCAUCCAGCUCAACGGGUUCUGUUGAAAAAAAUGUUUAA
Molecule: messenger RNA, 588 nt
Organism: Gongylonema pulchrum
Lineage: Eukaryota; Metazoa; Nematoda; Chromadorea; Rhabditida; Gongylonematidae
Source: the annotation of a GenBank genome assembly